This is a messenger RNA of Penicillium brasilianum, 1397 nucleotides long. Lineage: Eukaryota; Fungi; Ascomycota; Eurotiomycetes; Eurotiales; Aspergillaceae. The record is from the annotation of a GenBank genome assembly.
UUUCCCCUCCUGAAUGUAGGUAGGAUCGUGAUCUAGUAAUUUGUCAUUUGGAACAUUGCUCUACGUUCUACAAGUUGCUUUGCGCUCGAGAAAUCUCGUCAUCACAUAGAUCUCUCUUGCGCACUUCAGCUCUCCACAUAGCCACCUUAGCCUGGCAGAGCUGUCAGACGUUUGAAGAACAAUCGAAGGUAAGCGUGUGGCUUUGCAACAGAGCUCGGAGACUUUGAUCUACCUUGCAGGUUAGGAAUAUCUCCGAGAGAUUUAGUGCUCAUUAUAAAAAUACGAUACACCCGCUGCAACGUCUUGACUUUGACCUCGUUCCCAAAAUGACUGAUUUUACUGAGGCUAAUCGAGCACACUUCGAUCAAACGGCGACUGCAUAUCAAAGCAAAUUCGCUGAUUCUCUGAAGAUCAUCGCUGCGCAGACACUCAAGCACCGACUUUGGGUCAGUGAUCGAUGGACAGACACUGAAGCGGGCAAGGGCCAAGAAGUUAAGCUGCUUGAAUAUGCCUGCGGACCUGGCGUCGUCUCGAUGACCCUGGCCCCCUUUUCGUCGAAAGUGAUCGGCAUUGAUGUUUCCGAGCAAAUGGUUGCCGAGUUCAAUCGUAAUGCCCAAGCCAUCGGGCUCAGUGACAAGAUGAUCGGCUACAAGGCCGACCUACUUACCGAAUCUGCUCCAGAAGAAUUCUCUGGUCCUGAUUACACUGAAUUUGACGUUCUGGUCAUUAGUCUGGCCUUACAUCACUUUGAAUAUCCGGACGUUGCACUGCAACGGCUAGCGAGGCGAUUGAAGAAAGGAGGUUCAAUUAUGAUCAUCGAUCUCAUCCCUAGCUCUGAACAGGAUCACGGAAACGGCCACAGUCAAGGACAUCAUGGCCAUGGACAUGGCCAUGCGAAGGAAGGAAACGACUUCGGUGAUGCGUCGCAUUUGAUCAAGACGCAUGGCUUCUCACGGGAGGAUUUGGAGAAGAUAUUCAAAGAUGCUGGGUUGGGGGCUGGAUUUGAUUAUGAGCUGAUUCCCGAUCAGUUGAUUUUUGAGAAAGGAGGCAAGACUAUCCACAAGACGAUUUUUAUUGCGCGUGCUCAGCGCAUCUGAGGAUGGUAGUGCUUUCCUCUGUCCACUCCUUCCAUACAACUUUUAUUGAGCGAUAAAUGAGAGAACGAUUAUUUAUUUCGUGAUAGUUUGCACCAUGUCUUUACGUUCAACUCUCCUAACCUUCUGAUUUGUAUAGACGUCGUUGAUCAGCUCCGAGUGACGCACUGUGGAAAGGCCCCGCGGCACCAAGGCACUAAGGCACUAAGGCACUCGAUCUGAAUCCCGAUUUCCACACCAACUCUUUUUACUGUCAUGUGGCUUGGAAAAAUGAAUAACCUCCAUUAACUGAGUGAGCAACCC